This is a messenger RNA of Salvia hispanica, 563 nucleotides long. Lineage: Eukaryota; Viridiplantae; Streptophyta; Magnoliopsida; Lamiales; Lamiaceae. The record is from RefSeq and is a predicted model, not a curated record.
GAAGCAGUUAGCAAUCGCGGAAUAUUGAAGCGACGAUCGACCAGAAGCAGUUCAUAAGCAAUCGACAUCGACGAUCGACCAGAAGCAGUUCAUAAGCAAUCGACAUAAUAUUGAAGCGACGAUCGACCAGAAGCAGUUCAUAAGCAAUGAGCAUGUCGACGGCUGUUAGACUAUGUGGAGAGUGUCCGAUGGAGCUGAAUUUGGAGCUGUUGUAUCCUAACCAGCCGCUGCUUUCAGAAUGCGAAUGCGGUUAUCAGAUUUGUUUUGGAUGUUGGAACAGCCUAGUAGCACGGUACAAGAAAGGUGCUGUAGGGACUUGUCCUGCGUGUGGUAAACGCUAUGAUAAGGCCAGAUUUGUUUCCAGGCUACCGAGGCCAAAGCCGAAAGCGAUUGCAUUUACUACUGUAACUGUGAGGGGAAUACCUCUCAAAUUUGCUAAUGAUGCUACUUUGAUGAGCAAUACAUGUUUUGGGAAAUACGGGAAGGUGACUAAGGUCUCAAUUGCAAGAAAAGCUGAUGGGGAAAUUUUGUUCUAUAAACCCAGUAUAUGCUUUGAAAUGUGA